Messenger RNA from Catharus ustulatus (Swainson's thrush), 1881 nucleotides. RefSeq names its product transforming growth factor beta 1 (gene TGFB1). The coding region runs from base 775 to 1881 and encodes 368 amino acids. Gene Ontology annotation, biological process: transforming growth factor beta receptor signaling pathway; BMP signaling pathway; regulation of cell population proliferation. Gene Ontology annotation, cellular component: extracellular region. Lineage: Eukaryota; Metazoa; Chordata; Aves; Passeriformes; Turdidae. Gene Ontology annotation, molecular function: cytokine activity; growth factor activity; type III transforming growth factor beta receptor binding. The record is from RefSeq and is a predicted model, not a curated record. The transcript has 8 exons.
UUUCCUGUCCCAUUUCUCUCACCUCGUUUGUCCCGGUCCAUCCCGGUUUCUCCCAGCCCGUUUGUCCCGGUUUUUCCCAGUGUAUUUCUCCUGUCCCGUUUCUCCCGGUUUCUCCCAGUCCAUCCCGGUUUUUCCCGUCCCAUUUCCCCCGUCCCGUUUGUCCCGGCCCAUCCCGGUCCGUUUGUCCCGCUUAGUCCCGCUUUGUCCCGGCCCGUUUCUCCCAGCCCGUUUAUCCCGGUUUCCCCCACUUUGUUCUGCUUAGUCCCAGCCCGUUUCUCCCAGUCCAUCCCGGGUUUUCCUGGUCCGUUUCUCCCAGCCCAUUUGUCCCGGUCCAUCCCGGUUUCUCCCGUCCCAUUUCUCCUGGUUUGUCCCGGUCCAUCCCGGUUUUUCCUGGUCCGUUUCUCCCAGCCCGUUUAUCCCGGUUUCUCUUGGUGUAUUUCCACUGUCCCGCUUUGUCCCGGCCCGUUUCUCCCGGUUUCUUCCGGUCUAUCCCGGGUUUUCCUGGUCCGUUUCUCCCAGCCCGUUUCUCCCGACCCAUCCCGGUUUCUCCCGUCCCGUUUCUCCCGGUUUCUCCUGGUCCAUCCCGGUUUCUCCCGGUGUAUUUCCCCUGUCCCGGUUUGUCCCAGCCCGUUUGUCCCAGCCCGCUUAUCCCGGCCCGUUUAUCCCGCUCUGUCCCGCUCUGUCCCGGAUUGUCCCGGAUUGUCCCGCUCUGUCCCGCUCUGUCCCACUCUGUCCUGUCCCGUUUUGUCCCGCUUUGUCCCGCUUUGUCCCGGGAUGCUGCUGGCCGUGCUGCUGGCCGCCCUGGGCGCCGCCCGCGCUCUCUCCACGUGCCGCACGCUGGACCUGGAGGCGGCGCGGCUCAAGCGCAUCGAGGCCGUGCGGGGCCAAAUCCUGAGCAAGCUGCGGCUCCCUGCCCCGCCCCCCGAUCCCGAGCCUGGCCCGGGACUGCCCGAGGACGUUCGGGCUCUGUACAACAGCACCCGGGAGCUGCUGCGGCAGCGGGCCCGGCUCCGGGAGCCCGAGGAUCCGCAGGAAUACUGGGCCAAGGAGCUGCUGAGAUUCCCCAUGGAGACACCCGGGGAUGGUGUCCCCGAGCGCUGGCGCCCCACGGCCCGCAGCCUGUUCUUCGUGUUCAACGCCUCGCGGCUGCGGGCGGGGCUGGGCCGGGCCGAGCUGAGCCGGGCCGAGCUGCGCAUGCUGCGCCAGGGGACAGCGACAGGGACAGGGACGGGGACAGCGACAGGGACAGCGGGGACAGCGGGGACAGGGACAGCCACCGCCGCGCUGGGCACCGAGCAGAGAGUCGAGCUCUACCAGGGUUUCGGGAACUCCUCCUGGCGUUACCUGCACGGCCGCUCCGUCCGUGUCACCGCCGAGGACGAGUGGCUCUGGUUCGAUGUCACCGAGAGCGUCCAGCAGUGGCUGCGCGGCUCCGAUUCCCUGGUCGUGUUCCGGCUCAGCGUUCACUGCCCCUGCGAGCCUGACGGGGGCGCUGCGCCCGCCCUGCGAAUCAACAUCGAGGGGUUCGAGCAGCAGCGCGGGGACAUGCAGAGCAUCGCGCGCCGGCACCGCCGCGUCCCGCACGUCCUGGCCAUGGCGCUGCCACCGGAGCGGCUGCAGGCGCUGCAGGGACACCGGGCCAGGAGGGACCUGGGGGGACAGCACUGCGGGGGCCCCGAGGAGCAGAGCUGCUGCGUGCGCCCCCUGUACAUCGAUUUCCGCCGGGACCUGCAGUGGAAGUGGAUCCACGAGCCCCGGGGCUACAUGGCCAACUUCUGCGGGGGGCCCUGCCCCUACAUCUGGAGCGCCGACACGCACUACACCAAGGUCCUGGCUCUGUACAACCUGCACAACCCCGGGGGCUCUGGGAUAUAUCUAUGA